Tachysurus fulvidraco (yellow catfish) is the source of this 1469-nucleotide messenger RNA. RefSeq lists its product as uncharacterized. Lineage: Eukaryota; Metazoa; Chordata; Actinopteri; Siluriformes; Bagridae. The transcript has 5 exons. The record is from RefSeq and is a predicted model, not a curated record. Bases 375 to 1322 code for a protein of 315 amino acids.
GUGUGUGUGUGUGUGUGUGUGUGUGUGUGUGUGUGUGUGAGUGUGUGUGUGUGUGUGUGAGCAGAUUGAUGCUUGUCUGCUUAUAUAAACAGGGAUGAUCAAAGUCCACGGCUGCUCUGUCCACAGUGCAUUGUGUUUGUUGAGCAUUUAGCACAUGGAGCACUGCAGCAGUACAACACACAGGUGAUUUACACUCGUCUCUCAGGACCCAACAUACACAAACUAUUAGAAAGUAACGGAUCAUGUGGAUUAAAUAUGUGCUUUUGGAUCGUUUGCUAUGAGACAUGUCACCUCACGAAGGCCAGAACUGUCAAGAGCUCAGUGUCUGAUGCCCAGGGUUGAAAAGCUCAUAUGAUCGUCACAGGACAGGCAGUAUGGGGACCUGGCAUGGCUGUGACGGAUAUAUAAGCGUCCUUAUCUCCAAAUGGGUCUCAUUGGUGCAGACACGAGGUCCUGCGUCAGUCCGAGCAUAUGCAUGUGAUGCCUAUAAAUCCCUGGCCCCGUUAAUGCUCUACGCUGCCACCCUGGUGGUCGUUGUUUUGUAUGCGCUCACAGAUCAGCUCCAUGACUUUGUGUGCAGGAUCUUCUUUCCACAGUACCAUUACCCAUACACUGCUCCUUUUGCCCUCAUACAGGUGCUCCUGAACAUCCUGGCCUUGCUGGGUCUUCGUUGUCUGGGUCUCGUUCGGCUCAAUCCGUUCUCUUGGAGACUAGCUGAGCGGCUGAUGGUACCCGCUGUUUGUGGUGCCGUCCAGUAUGUUCUGGCCCUGUGGGCGCAGGCGAGUGCACAUUCUGGAUUGUACCCCCUCACCGGGCGGCUCCUUCCUCUCUUCAGCCUGGCAUUUGGUCACCUGCUAGGAGUCAGCAAGCCUAAACCCGCCCAUUUCACCUGCUUACUCACGGCGAUCACUUUCACCUCUAUCGGAAUUACAGUGUACGACGGCGUUUACAACAUGGAGCUGCUGGAAUAUAUAUACUCUCCUCUAAGUCUGGUCCUUCACAGUCUCUCUCUGGCUUGGCUGUCUAAAGUCGCCCAGAUCGAGCGAAGAAAUGCUACGACUUCUGACCUCUAUUACACCCUGACAGUGACCCAAAGUGUGUUGCUGUUACUGCUGUGUGUGAUGCAUCCGGACACUCCAAAAGCCAUCGCGCAUGGCAGUUGGCACACACUGCUCUUUCUGGGAUACAUGUCAGCCGUGCUGCUUCUCGGCUCUGUACAGGUUUUUCUAGUGGGCAUAACGGCACUGAAGUACUCGCCGCUCGCCGCGGCUCUUCUACACUCCGCCAGAGGACUCGCGACACCUCUUAUUAACUUAUUAUAGCACAAAGACAACAUCAGAGAUGGUCAAGAACACAUCGUCAAUUUCCCUUUCGCUAAAUCCUAAUUAUUGGCUAGUUACGUUAGCUAAAUGAUGUGUUGGAAGAAAAAUGCACCACCACCACCACCACCACCACCACCACCACCACCA